Molecule: messenger RNA, 4078 nt
Organism: Sphaerodactylus townsendi
Lineage: Eukaryota; Metazoa; Chordata; Lepidosauria; Squamata; Sphaerodactylidae
Gene: STK4
Product: serine/threonine kinase 4
Exons: 11
Coding region: 144-1595 (483 amino acids)
Biological process (GO): regulation of MAPK cascade; protein phosphorylation; intracellular signal transduction
Cellular component (GO): cytoplasm
Molecular function (GO): ATP binding; protein serine/threonine kinase activity
Source: RefSeq, a predicted model, not a curated record
GGGAAAAGAGCCUCAGCCGGAGCGGGCAGAAUCGAAGAUGGAGUGGCCGUGAGCGUGGACUGAGCGGUGCCUGCGCUGCUGUUGCCGCCGCCCUUGACCCGCUUUUCUCGCCGGGCUGCUGCAACUGCUUUGGCGCCCUCGCGAUGGAGACGGUGCAAAUGCGCCACCCGCGCCGGCAGUUACGGAAGUUAGAUGAAGAUAGUUUAACAAAGCAACCAGAAGAAGUGUUUGAUGUUCUAGAGAAGCUUGGAGAAGGGUCCUAUGGCAGUGUAUUCAAAGCUAUCCACAAAGAAACUGGUCAAGUUGUUGCUAUUAAGCAAGUUCCUGUCGAGUCAGAUUUACAGGAGAUUAUUAAAGAGAUAUCCAUAAUGCAGCAAUGUGAUAGUCCCCAUGUAGUCAAAUAUUAUGGCAGCUACUUUAAAAACACGGACCUCUGGAUAGUCAUGGAAUAUUGUGGUGCCGGAUCUGUGUCAGAUAUCAUUCGACUGCGAAAUAAAACGUUGUUGGAAGAUGAAAUAGCUACAAUAAUACAAUCAACACUCAAAGGACUAGAAUACUUGCAUUUCAUGAGGAAAAUACAUCGUGACAUAAAAGCUGGCAACAUACUACUCAACACUGAAGGACAUGCUAAGCUUGCAGACUUUGGGGUAGCAGGCCAACUUACAGAUACCAUGGCGAAAAGAAACACUGUGAUAGGAACUCCAUUUUGGAUGGCGCCAGAAGUGAUCCAAGAAAUUGGCUACAAUUGUCUGGCAGACAUCUGGUCUUUGGGCAUUACUGCUAUUGAAAUGGCUGAAGGAAAACCACCAUAUGCUGAUAUUCACCCAAUGAGGGCAAUUUUCAUGAUUCCUACAAAUCCACCUCCAACAUUCCGAAAGCCGCAACACUGGUCAGAUGAAUUCAUGGAUUUUGUAAAACAGUGUCUCGUGAAGUGUCCGGAGCAAAGAGCCACUGCUACACAACUGCUUCAGCAUCCAUUUGUAAAAAAUGCCAAAGGAGUCUUUAUUCUGCGAGAUCUAAUUAAUGAGGCAAUGGAUAUUAAACUAAAGAUUCAGGAAGCUCAGCAGCGUGAGUUGUAUCAUGACGAUGAAGAAAAUUCAGAAGAAGAUGAAACUGAUUCUAGGACCAUGGUACGGGCGCGGGGACAGGAGACAAACACAAUCAGAACUGCUUGUGGAAUGAGCGAAGGCAUUAAUACUAUGAUAGAGUACAAUGACACUUUGGAGUCGCAACUGGGCACAAUGGUCAUCAAUGCAGAAGAUGAAGAUGAAGGAACAAUGAAGAGGAGAGAUGAAACCAUGGAGUCUGUUAGACCGUCUUUCCUUGAAUAUUUUGAACAAAAAGAAAAGGAGAAUCAGAGAAACAACUAUGGAAGGCAGGUGCCUGAGAGACAUUCCUCAGAAUGGAGAGUGCCUUUGGAUGGUGAUUAUGAAUUUUUGAGGAACUGGACUGUUGAAGAACUUCAGAGGAGACUCGGCGCACUUGACCCAAUGAUGGAGCAGGAGAUAGAAGAAGUUCGACAAAGGUAUCAGUCUAAACGGCAGCCAAUUCUUGAUGCCAUUGAAGCAAAGAAAAGACGCCAGCAGAAUUUCUGAGAAAUGCUCACCGGUAGAAUAGAUUUCCAUCAUCCCUAACAAUAAACUGUGCUUGUAUGACUGUAGAUGGAUUUCUGUUUAAAAUUUGUUAGCAAAGCAGAAGGCCAGUGUCUUUCCUCCUUUUUAUUGUAGCAACUUUUCAAACUCAGGAAUGGCAAAUCCUCAUGAACAGGUAAUGGGGUGUUUCAGUGUUUUAUGCAUUUUUAAGGAGGUUGCAUGUUGCUUCAGGUGAGUUACGUUACUGUUUAGAGCUUGUUUUUGUCUGACGACUCUGAGGAACAGUUGGAAGUGGAUUAAUUAACACAGCUUCAGUCACUUUCAUUGGCUCCUCUUCUGCUGCUUUGAGUUUGUUUUUUACAAGAGUAUUGAAGUGCUUCAUUUCUUUCUGAAAGUUACAAAGUGCAUAAAAUGGCCUAACUUGAGGUUGUGAGUUCUGUGAAAAUGGAAACUUUGCAUACUUGUAUAUCCACCUAAACUUGAAAGGAGGGAGAUGCAUCAUUACCUUCAUCUAUUAUUUCCUGUCCCUCAGGGCUACCAAAAGCAAACACUGUGUAAUGAACUAAGCCUGAGUUAAACUGUGCUAUGCUACUGUUUUAAUGGUACUGUGAAACAAUUUGAAAAAAGGAAACAAAACUUCCAAUUUUUAUCUCUUCCAAAAGCCUAUAAAAGCCCCAAGCCUUAUAUUGCCAUUCUUAGUACAUCAUAUUUCAAGGCUAUCGUGUGGUUUUUUACCCUGUGCAUGCAUACUUUGAGUGAAUGCUUAUACCUUAAGUGAUUUCUUGUUUUUUUUAAAAUGUGAAAGCAAUCAAUCGCUGAACACAAUAUAAAUCCCACUUCCUGCUUACUGCAGAGGAGCAUCAAAGUAUUUGCAACUCAGGAAAUUAGGAACUCUAUUGAGAUAAUAAGAGGCUUAAAAUAUUUAAGGAGUUGUUAACUUUUAUGGGCUUUGCUUAAUUUGUUUGCAACUUUCAGUGUUCAUUUAAAUUUAAAUGGGGUGCGGUUACGGUGUGUUUUGGGGUUAUUGGUUAAAUUUAAAAUAACUACCUCUUGAUCCCAAAGAAUACCUUUGACUUGACCUUUGAGUUUAACAAAGCAGUUAUAUUGAUUUUGGGCAGAGUCCCCUAGGAAUCCUGGUUGGGAAAUUAAAUGGGAAGUGUGUAAAACCAAGCCUUACCUCUCCCACAAAUCACAUUUGUUAUUGGUGCCGGAGUUCAAGGUUGAAUCAUGCGUGUGAGGUUAUUUAUGCCAUGUCUGGAUUUCACACCUCUCAUGGACGUCCAGAUUUUAUGGAAGUCACUGGCAUUUAGUGGCCAAGAUCCAAAGAGGACCCUGGCAGAGGUACACUGAUUUUUCCUCUCCAGGAGCAACUGGUUGAGCCUCAUGGAAUUAUUCUCUGGACAGUUCCCUGAUUUUUCAGAGGUGUUUCUUCAGGUAUGGGGAUACCAUUCCUGCUUCUUAAGGCCUGGAAGCAUUACUUGUGAGAGCGUACCCUGGUUGUCACUUGCUAUACCUGAUUUCUUCGACAAGCUACUUCUCCACUUGAGAAAUUCAGCUUUGGUAGGAUCCGUUCGGGUACUUCCUGCUGUAGGAUGCUUGCAGUCCUAAAGGAAUCUAAGUUUUGUUUUCCAAUUGUAGUAUUAUUUUCCAAUUGUAGUAUUAAUACCUGUUGCAAAACAAUAGUUCAAAUUGCUGGGUUUUCCCUUUCGAAGUUUAGCUUACGCUGCAGUCCUAGAAAAAGCCAAACAGCCCAUUAACAGAUAUUGGCAGUGUACAAAUGCAGUUUCUGUGAUGCAAAAGGAAGCAUUGAUUAAUGAACCAAAGUAACUGUGUGUCCUUUGUAAAGCUAUGCCAGUCAACCACACAUUCUAAUAACCUCUGGUAUAUUAGAAGAGUAACUCUGCAAACAAAGCCAGUAAUUUAAAAACAAGUCUGGCUUCCAAACCAGGCUGCCUUUUCUUUUGAUGGCUGAACUCUCCAGCAAAUCAUCUGGUAUAAAGACAGUCAACGACCCGUGUCAUAAUGUAACAUUCUAGAGCAGUGUCCAGAUGGUAUCUGCGAUGCUGUUUAUUGUUCAUGUUUGUUGUUCAAAUAGGCUCAUUUUUGCAGCUUGUUCUCUUAUUCCCUUGCUAUAAAGGCAAUUUCCACAUAGCACCAAUAAGAUGGAAGGACCCUUAAUAGUUAGCCAUGAAGCAAAUUGCGUCUAAAAUGGAAGCAUUUUGCCUCUGGUUCAGACGCUUAUACAUAAUGUGACUCAUAUAUGUAUCAAGCUGAGCGAAUUGCUUCAAUUGCGACUAAAUGUUUUUUUCCGUUGAUAGCAGAUAAAGACCCAGGUUUUGGGUCUUAUCUUGCUGUCAUAUCUCACAUGGCAUUUUAGUGUAUGUGGGAGAGGGGAUUCCUGCGCUAUAGAAAUGAAGAGUUGAGAAAGUACAGUGGUUUCAAUAACUCAGUGCCCCCCCCCCUCCCCCCCAAAAAAAAAUUUCAUA